AUGAUUCAAUUGGGGACAAGAUUGGGUCUUUUCUUCAAAGGAAAUCAAGAAGAAAAUGUUGAUGUUAUUAUGGAUACAAUGAAGUCUCAUCUCAAAAAUUUAGAGGUGGAGAAAGAUAUAAUUAAGAAAAAUACAAGGGACUGGAAUCCUAGCAUUCUUCUUCUUCAGAAGACUAAACUUCAACAAUGUAAUGAUCUUUUGGUGUGGCAAACUUGGGGAAACAAAUUUGUAAAAUGGUUGGAUGCACCUUCUGAAGGAAGAUCUGGUGGAAUUCUUUGUCGUUGGGAUGAUUCAAAGGUUCUCACUGGUAAUUAUGCUCUUAAUGCUAAUAACACCAGUGAAAGAAAAUUGUUUUGGAGGGAGAUAGAGGAAGUGAGAUGUUUUUGGAAUUUAUCCUGGGUAAUUGGAGGUGAUUUUAAUGAAAUUCAUUUUACUCAUGAGAGGUCUUCUGGUGGUGAAUAUUUAGCUGGUAUGAGGAGAUUGAACAGAUUCAUCUCUCAACAUGAACUGUUUGAUUUACCUUUACAUGGAGCUACUUAUACUUGGACAAAAAAUCAUUUUAACAGCAUAAAAAGUCGCAUUGAUAGAAUUAUGGUUUCACCUGAGUGGGAGCAGCAAUUUCCUAAUCUCUUACAACAAGCCUUGUCAAGACCGUGGUCUGAUCAUAGUCCCAUUUCUCUUUCCUGUGAUGGUGUUAAGACAGGUCCAGGGCCAUUUCGCUGUGAGUAUUACUGGUUCACAAAUUCAAAUUUCAUUAAUUUUAUCACCUCUACUUGGAUGUCUUUCAAUGUUUUAGGUAAUGCUAGUUUCUCUUUUUGUAAGAAUCUGCAACUGUUAAAACCAAAGUUAAGAGAGUUGAGCAAAUUGGAAUAUGGAGAUAUGGAUAGGAGACUGGAUGAAUUGGAGAACACCUUUACUUCUUUAUAUGCUGAGUAA
Papaver somniferum (opium poppy) is the source of this 936-nucleotide messenger RNA. RefSeq lists its product as uncharacterized. Bases 1 to 936 code for a protein of 311 amino acids. Lineage: Eukaryota; Viridiplantae; Streptophyta; Magnoliopsida; Ranunculales; Papaveraceae. Gene Ontology annotation, molecular function: catalytic activity. The record is from RefSeq and is a predicted model, not a curated record. The transcript has 3 exons.